GAACGGCGCAGCGCGUCAUCAACCAACACUGCUCACCUGCUGGUUGGGACGACAAUCCGGGAAACGGCGCACGGCGGCGGUCCGGUUCGAGGUUGAACUUUUGAGGAGCACACAAAAAUGAGGUGGAGCACAAGCAAGAGCGUGGUCGGCUCCCUUGAGGGAGCGGAUGUUGUGACGGUGCUGGUGGGAGAAGAACAGCGCGAGUUCACGAUUCACAGAAAGCUGCUCAGUGACAGCUGCGCCUUCUUCAAGGGCCAUAUCGACGCAAUCCCCUCUCCGUCUCGGCAGCGGAAGGAGGAUGGCGAGGAAGAGGAUUCGGUCCUCUGGCUCCCCAACGAGGCCCCCGACAUGUUCGAGAUCUUUGUGCUCUGGCUCUACCAGCGGCGCCGAUUCCCGACCUUCAUCGACGGCGCCACCCAGGGCAUGUGCCAGGACAAGCUGCGCACCCUGCGCACCAACCUCGUCCGCCUCCACCUCUUCGCCGCCAUCAUCGACCUCCCCGCCCUCCAGGACGCCGCCAUGGACGCCAUCCAGGACAUGUACCUGCGCUUCGACUGGGACAUGUCACCGCACUUCCUCGCCUUCCUCUACGGCGAGUGCGACGCCCAGCACGCCGUGCGCCUGCGCAAGUGGGCCGUCGCCAUGCUGGCCUGGUCGCUGCACAGCGUCGACAAGCCCCAAGCCCGCCACGACGCCGACAAGCUCUUCGUCGCCUACCCGGAGCUCAAGGCCGACUACCACAUGCACCUGCAGAAGAUGGCCCAGAGCAGGGCCGACGUGCGCAUCAAGAACCCGCAGCUGCGCCUGCCCGCCAACGGCCUGCGCAGCGGCGAGAGGCUGUUUGGUUUCCGCCAGUGCACCUUCCACAGCCAUCGCGCCGCCGUCGGCGAGGGCACCUGUCCGCACGCGCUGGCGCUCGGCCAAACGCCCACCCCGCCGCCAGUGCCCGGUCCGGAUAAGGAGGAAGUCGAGUCGGACAAGGAGGAGGCCGAAAUCAUCUCUCCGGUCGGGAAUCUGAACGAGGUUUCGUAUCUCGAUCUGUCAUGACGGAAUGUUUUUUUUUUAAUAAAAAUAACCGGACAUAUCGCUGCUCGGGCCGUGAGCAAGGAUCUCUCUCGAGACGCACAUACGCAACCAGUUCUCCUACGUGAGCGGAAUACUUUUACAACCUAAUUAGAAGACAGGGCUACGGAGCCGGCUAUGGGGGCGGCGGCUGGUUUAUCAAUCGAUGCAUCAAAGGUUGGCGGGCAAUUGCGGUUUGAGGUUCGGUCAGAGGUUUUUUUUUUUUUUUUUCAUGC
Molecule: messenger RNA, 1298 nt
Organism: Thermothelomyces thermophilus ATCC 42464
Lineage: Eukaryota; Fungi; Ascomycota; Sordariomycetes; Sordariales; Chaetomiaceae
Exons: 2
Coding region: 118-1047 (309 amino acids)
Source: RefSeq, a predicted model, not a curated record